GCCAUUUAAAGUCAGCUGUGGAGGGUCAGCCUCUGUUUGCCAGAAUUCCAUUUUACAAACAUGAAUACGACUCAGUCGGUGGGGAAUGGGCAACAUCCUCCAGAGCACCCCAGGCCUUUCUUUUAUGUGCAGCCGCCACCACCACCACAGCCGCCUCCUCCCACUCACUUCCCUUAUCAGUGGCAUAUCCAGAAUAUGUAUAAUCCUUAUGGAUUCUUUCCCAGUUCAGGUUAUGGCUAUGGAUACCCAUUCUUGCCUCCUAAUCCAUACAUGGAAAUUCCAGGAUACAUCGUUCCUCAAGCUCAGUUGUACCCAGCUGAUUACAGACGAGUUCUUACUCCACAUAUUCCUCCUACCAUGGCUUACCAUGCCCGUAGAUUUCGCUAUCAACAAAACACACUACAUAGGGAAAUGAUGAGCUCAGAGGUUCAAACAGAGCCUUGCUCUGUAAUGAGAGAUUCUGAAAAUUCAAGAAGUACUGAUCUAGAACAGGGUGCAGGAUCUGAUUCAGGAUUAGGAGAAAGAGCAGCUCAAGCUUCUAAUUCUGGAACAAAUUCACAGUGUCCAAGUGCAAGACAAGAGGGAAGGGAGGAUGAAUUAGGCACUUCAAAGACCAGGAUGACAACACCCAGAAGCUACCUCUUCCAAAAGGAGGAAGUGCGCAUAGAAUGUCAAGAUAUGCCUUCUGCUCUCAAAAUCAUCCGGUCACGUGAGACCACAGCUGAACCACGUCCAAGUAGAGCUGAUGACUUGGUUCAUUGUGAUGUUUGGUCUGUAAGUUCAGCUGAAGGUGUUAUACCCUUGUAUAGUUCCUCAGUUCAUGAAGUUGGAGUAUUGCAUAACUCAAUUUGUCCAGAACAAAAUGAAGUGCAAUGCACUCCUACUUUCCCAGACAUUUUGCUCCUUGGCACAUCACAGUCGGACAGUUUGCCUGCCAUAUGCGACCAGCCACAAAGAGCACUGUGUGAUAAUCCUGAAAAAGAUGGCAAAAUGAUAAUGAAGGAGAACACUUCCUAUGGGAAAGGAAUUCAAAGGGAUUCGGGAGUAAAAGAAAUUUGCUUAGUUAAAAAUCUGAAAAAUGUUCGAUUCAAAAUUCUCAGGCUGCCUUUUGAAAGUAUUCACACUAGGGAAGGACAGAAGCAAAGUGAAUCUGUAUGGUCUGUUGAAACUCUAAUGCCUUACUAUCCACCAGCAGAUUGGCUGACUGAAAAAGGGACUGGGCCAGAUUCUGAAUGUUUUUCUAAAAGACACUCUCUUGAGAAGGUCCCAGAAAACAGAAUGAGCUCAACAGUUCCAGAUUCUCCCAUGCAUUGUAGUAGAAGGAAGUGCUGCAAAAUCUUAAAAUUGCCCUUUGUGACACAUUUGGAAUCACAAAGAGAUGAGUCUCAGUGGUCUGUUGAGUCUAUUGCUCCCUAUGUUCCCUCAUCCUGCUGGUUAGCAGAUUUUGGCAAUAUCUAUUACUAUAGUAAAUUACCACUGACAAAAGAAGGGUGUCCUAUGCCUUCGAGAACUGAUCCGAAAGGUGAGCUUCCAGUAGAACAAAAUGCUUCAGGAUGUCCUAAUGCUUCUCAUGCCUCAGUAAAUAGUUUUACAAGUAAGAAAAAAAGAUGUCUGCAUGUAGGAGAGACUGAUAUAAAAACAUGUAUGGAAGACAAAGCGUCCUCUCACAUUUUACAUGAAACUGGGAAAAUCGCAACUGAGAAAAUUAUGAAAAGAAACUGUGCCCAAUGUCAGUCAAAGUUAUAUCUACAUAAUUGCCAAAGGGUUAAAGCCAUUAAAGAUGUAAAUAUGGGCAAAAAGGUACUUCAUAGUGCUCAUGCUCUAUCGAAGUUGACAUGCACUUCCUGCAAAAAUGUAGCUGCAAAGGAAGCAAGAAAAAGCAUAAGUCCUGUUAUGAGCACUGAAGAAGAAGAAGAAACGGAUGAAAACAGUGUAGGUGAAGAGGACUCAAACAAUGAAAAGAAGUCUUGUAGAUCUUGUAAGAUGAAUGGCAGAAAAAGGGAAGCCCAACUAAAAGGACAGUCCGAGCUUUGUACUAAGCUUCCUGCCCAGAAAAAAAUGGAGAAAAACUCUUGCAGGGAGACAGGAUGCACGGUUUGUCACAAGGUACAAGGACAAAGCCACCCUGAUUUAGUAAUGGAAUGUUACGAGGAACAUACCAGCAGGCCGGAUGCAGGCUUUUAUAAAGAGCUAUACCAGAAGACUUAUCAGCAGAAAUCUCAGAUGCACAAACCACAAGCUAGACCUCCUAGAAGACGAGGCCAGUAUUGGCCAAUGAAUCAAAGACCUGGAAGAAAUUAUUAUGAUGGAAUGGAUGAGAGUUUUCACAGACCAUCAAGGGGCAGAGGUAAGAGAAGAGGGACAAGGUAUUGAAGGACAUUCACUGCUGCAAAAACACCAGAUUUACUUCACCCAUCACAAAAAAAACACCAUUUUGAAAAAAUUGUCUGGGAUAUAAGCACAGUCAAUCUUAUUGCAUAGAAUAUUCAAAUGUGUGUAACUUAUGUAAAUGACAGAGCCAUGGCACGAAUUUACGACUUUAGACAAAUUGGAUUAUUGCCUUUAAAGCUUAUCAGACUGUAUGCAGUUUCUGACAGUCUGUUACCUUGGGUCAGUCUCCUUGCAUAUACCCUGUUUGAUUUUGCAGAGGUGAUGGCAACAAUUGUGUUUUACGUCUUGUAAGCAUAUUAAAAUGACACAACUCAUUGUAUGUAGCAUCAGUCUAAAUUCUGGGUCUGCUUUGUCACACUUGGAGCACUACGUGUCGUGUACUACACUUUAGUUGAAGAAUAAAUUUGUUUUGCAAAAAGAAAAAAAAAAGAAAUUUGUACUUGAAUGAAUUAAAUGUGAUUGUGUUUUCCUUUUUUUUUAAUAGGAUAGAUUUGAAAUCUUGCACAGAUUUUUCCACAUGUGAAGUUAUUUGUAUAAAUGCAAGCCAUCACCAUAACCAAAUAUUCCAAUGCUUUUCUGAAGCACUGUGUGAAGUGGUGAACUGAUAAAUUCAGUUAAUAUUCUCUAUUCCAGUUUUGUGUAAGGAUCUAAACUUUUAAAGCCAAAUGACUUUCAGCUUGUUUUCUAUAUGAUGAUUCCUUCUGUUUGUCAGCCUGGAUUUAAUUCUUAAAAAUGAAC
This is a messenger RNA of Erpetoichthys calabaricus (reedfish), 3129 nucleotides long. Its product is annotated as bucky ball-like. NCBI's taxonomy places the organism in Eukaryota, Metazoa, Chordata, Cladistia, Polypteriformes, Polypteridae. Bases 61 to 2373 code for a protein of 770 amino acids. The transcript is spliced from 5 exons. The record is from RefSeq and is a predicted model, not a curated record.